Molecule: messenger RNA, 958 nt
Organism: Harpegnathos saltator (Jerdon's jumping ant)
Lineage: Eukaryota; Metazoa; Arthropoda; Insecta; Hymenoptera; Formicidae
Product: histone-lysine N-methyltransferase E(z)-like
Exons: 5
Coding region: 514-870 (118 amino acids)
Biological process (GO): heterochromatin formation
Cellular component (GO): nucleus; ESC/E(Z) complex
Molecular function (GO): histone H3K27 methyltransferase activity; chromatin binding; protein binding
Source: RefSeq, a predicted model, not a curated record
CCAAUGUUGCAUAUACGCAACACGAAGUUUAUAUAAUUAAUUAUCAGUAAUUAUUUUUUUUCACGAAGUGUUAGACUAAUUGUGAAAUAAGUUCAUUUUGACUGCAUUUUGUGAAGUUAAACUUCCUGUUGCGUAUACGCAAUAUUGGGAAGAAAUGGUGGGUUAAGUACGCAACAUCGGUGCAUCGUCAUCAGUGGGAUAUAUAUUAGUGAUUGAUUACGAUUUUUUUGAUUAAACAUCAGUGAUUGAUUAAGAAUAUAUACAUACAUUAAACACGCAAAAUCAGUGCAUCGUCAUCAUCAGUGGGAUACAUUAGUGAUUGAUUAGGAUAUUUUUUUAUUAAACAUCAGUGAUUGAUUAAGAAGAAGUUUACGAAUUUGCGCAGAAAGAAGCUUCGGACAUUCCUACUAUAGAAAAUCUCAAGGACUUCACACCGCCGCGAAAAAAGAAAAAAAGCAUCGGUUGUGGCAUUGCCGGAAAAUACAACUUAAGAAGGACUCGGGUGCUAAUCACAUGCACAAUUUUGCACCUUGUGAUCAUCCCGACUGUCAGUGUGAUAAUUCAUGCCCAUGUAUACAAGUACAAAACUUCUGCGAGAAGUUUUAUCAGUGCAGCAGCGAAUGCCAGAACAUAUUUCCUGAGUAUUUUGUUAUAGACGCGACACGGAAAGGGAAUAAAAUAAAGUUCACUAAUCACUCGAUAAAUCCAAAUUGUUAUGCAAAAGUGAUGAUGGUGAACGGUGAUCAUGGAAUAGGUAUUUUUGCUAAGAGAGCGAUUCAACCUGGUGAAGAAUUAUUUUUUAACUAUAGAUAUGGACCAACGGAACAAUUAAAAUUCGUCGGUAUCGAGCGAGAAAUGGAGUUCCUUUAAUAUAUGUAUAUAUAUUAUGGACUUUUACACAUAUAAGUGGUGCAUCAAGCGAAUACAUACAGCUGAAAUAUUAGAAAGGAAAUAAGCA